Messenger RNA from Boleophthalmus pectinirostris (great blue-spotted mudskipper), 1869 nucleotides. Its product is annotated as hydroxycarboxylic acid receptor 2-like. The transcript has a single exon. The coding region runs from base 1 to 984 and encodes 327 amino acids. Gene Ontology annotation, biological process: G protein-coupled receptor signaling pathway. Gene Ontology annotation, molecular function: G protein-coupled receptor activity. Gene Ontology annotation, cellular component: membrane. Lineage: Eukaryota; Metazoa; Chordata; Actinopteri; Gobiiformes; Gobiidae. The record is from RefSeq and is a predicted model, not a curated record.
AUGCUGUGUGACUUCAACGGGACGACCUUGAGCACAGUGCUGCCUCCACUGCUCAUCUCAGAGUUUCUCCUGGGAUCUCUGGGGAAUGGCCUGGCCCUCUGGAUCUUUUGCUUUUAUCUGAAGCCCUGGAAGAGCAGCACCGUGCUCCUCUUCAACCUGGCCAUGGCAGAUUUCCUGCUCAUCCUGGUGCUUCCUUUUCGGGCCAGUUACUACCUGUCCCAGCUGGAGUGGCGCUUCGGGACCUCCUUCUGUAACGUGUGUCUCUUCAUGCUGGCCAUGAACCGCAGCGGCAGCACCUUGUUCCUCAUGGCCAUCGCUCUGGACAGGUACAUGCGUGUGGUGCACCCCCAUCACCCCGUCAACUUCUUAAGCCUGUCCAAAGCCAUGUGUGGCGCGGGCGUGCUGUGGCUGCUGGCCAUCUCCAUGGCUGUUCACAUCUUUACCCUAAAACACAACAACACCACGUACUGCGAGAGCUUCAGAAUUGAUGUCGACCCAGAGCGGCAUAUCAGAUUUUCUUGGCAUAAAUUUGCCUUUUUGUUUUCCUUCUAUGUGCCCUUAGUGGUGAUCCUGUACUGCACUGUGAGCAUCACCACACACAUGAGGGGAAGGCAGAUUGCGCAACAGGCCAAGAUUAAAAAGGCCUUGUGUUUUAUCAUAGUGGUGGUGGUGCUCUUCAUCGUCUGCUUCCUCCCCAGUAACAUCACUCAGGUCAUCAUCUGGUUUGAGACAUACAGAGCCCAGAAGACUCUGCCUCCUGGGCAAAUUUGUCCAGAAAUGGAAAACCUCACCAUAGUCUUUUACAUCACCAUCAGCCUGACCUACCUGAACAGUGUGCUGGAUCCUCUGGUCUACUACUUCUCCAGCCCGGCCAUCAAGAACAUCUGCAGGAGAGCUCUGCGUCUGCCCCAGGCCUCGGAGACUGUGGAGAGCGCUGAGAAGAAGACCAGAGACACAGGCUCUCAGUCACUCAGCCAGCUCUAACCUGAGAGAAACAGAACAGACCCAUCCAAAAACCUUCACUCUAUUACCAACCAGGAUUUAAAAACUAGAGAUGAAUUGUGCAUCCUUACCAGUGUCUAAACUUAACUUUUUCCAAGAUUAAAUCAGCAACAAACCAGGACUAAAGCAGGACUAAAGCAGGACUAAAGCAGGACUAAAGCAGGACUAAAGCAGGACUAAACAAAGACUAAAUCAGGACUUAGCUCACAAGAUGUUAGUAGUGAUGUUUAAGGGGGUUAUUAGAUAAUAUUUAGUCAGCUUUACUAUAAAAUGGAUUUUGUUUUGUUACCUCCACCAAGGAGGUUAUGUUUUUGCCGGCGUUUGUCUGUUUGUUUGUUUGUUUGUCUGUUAGCAACAUAACUCAAAAAGUUAUGGACUGAUUUUGAUGAAAUUUUCAGGAUUUGUUGGAAAUGUGAAAAGGAAGAACUGAUUUCAUUUUGGGGGUGAUCCGGAAGAAAUCCUGGAUUCUGGAUCACUUUGAAAUUUUAGUUAACAUUGUGGUAAAUGGGGCCAAAAAUUUUGUUUCUCAAUAUCUCGGUUAAUUAUUGACCAAACCCCAUGAAAUUUGACUCAGGGAUGGACAAUGGGUUCCUCUUUCAUAUUCCAAAGGCUGAUCCGGAUCUGAUCCAGAAGACUGAUUUUAUCGCAAUUUAUAUAAAAAAUGGGGGUAGUCCUUGGCGGAGGUCUGCGCUCUCUGAGUGCUUUUCUAGUUUUUUAGUUAUACGCACUGGUUCUUUCAGCUUUCUGCACUUUACAUUGUAUUGAGAGCGGUUUUAGUCAUUUAAAAUGUGAAUAUCUCUAUGGACGUUGUUUGUAUAAUUUGUACCUAUAGCCACUGUAGCAGAAACCCAGACUUCUAUUUUUUUA